Molecule: messenger RNA, 1399 nt
Organism: Saccostrea echinata
Lineage: Eukaryota; Metazoa; Mollusca; Bivalvia; Ostreida; Ostreidae
Exons: 7
Coding region: 1-864 (287 amino acids)
Source: RefSeq, a predicted model, not a curated record
AUGGCGGCGUCCAUGUUGCAGCGGAAUAAAAAAGGUCGCUUCAAAAAGUCGUCGAAAAUUAAUGUGUUAGUCGACCAUAACUAUAUAUCUGGUCAUAUUUGUGAAAGGGACACGUGUGAAACGUGUUUUCCUGGUAUGAAAAGUUUGAUCAAUAGCAAAAAGUUUAGUGCAAACGGGUGGCGAAGUGGAAGACGGGUGAUAGAGUGGGUGUCAGUUAUAGAUGCCCUGGAAAAUUGCAGGCACUGUAAAUGUGGGCCUCUUUACCUUACAAAAAGAACCAUCAAGGGUGAGAUGAAACUUGGACUGGGCGGGUAUCUGAAUGUCCAGUGUACUUUUUGUCUGAGGCCCAACAGGAUUCCUUAUGGGAAAACGCACAGAGACGAGGAGCAUGGCAAGGGGAUGCCGAGUUUUUGUAUAAAUACAAAAAUUGGUGCAGCCAUGAUUGACAAUGUCGGUGGACCCCAGCGAAUGAACAAUCUGCUUACAACAUUAGAUUUACCAUUCAUAAAUAACAGAAGUUUGAAAACUAUGGAAAGGAGGGCUGGGCAGAUUAUUGAGAAAUAUGCCAAAGAUAACAUGAAGGAAGAAAGCAUGAUGGCCUUUGAGAAAGAAAUGAUAGCUGUUUCACAGAAAGAAGAGGGAGAUUUUAAAGAGGAGUUUACUGAUUUGGGGGUAGCAGUAAUUCCUGAUGAAUUUAUUGGGGAUGUUUCCAGAAUGCCCGAAUCAGUUUGCAAUGAAAUUGACCAUGAUUCCUCACUUGAUUCCCUUGAUCAUGACCAUUGCUCUGGAGGGUCCAAACUCAAAUUUGAUGAAAAGAAAGUUGUGCCAGAUUGUAACGCAGAAGACAGUUUCCAAAAAAAAUGAAAAUACAUCUUCUUGUACACUUGAUCAUCACCAAGGCUCAGGAAUGCCAGGCUUCACUCAUGAUGGCCAUAAAACACAGAAGAUACAUCCGGCAGUGAAAAAGAAACUUUCCUUUGCUCCUAAAAGUCGUAGAGGCAUGACAGUUUGCAUCGAUCAUGGGUGGCAGAAAAGGGGGUUUGACAGUCUAACAGGUCAUACAUUUAUGAUGAGCAAGGAAAAUAAAGUUCUGAAGACUGUCAUAAAGCACCGUACUUGUGGAGUAUGUAAAUGGUGGAGAAGAAACAGAACAGGGCUAAAAGUCAGAGAACAUCGCUGUGUGUGGAAUCAUAAAGGGUCUGCGAGGGCUAUGGAAAGUGAGGCAGGCCUGAAAGCCAUCAAAGACAUGAUCCAACAAGGUACGCCUGUUGAAAUUAUAGAGGGUGAUGGCGAUAACACACUUGUUGCACGCUUGCAAAAGAAUAUGGGUGUGACUGUUAAAAAAAAGCUUGACAGAAAUCAUUGUAUUAAAAACAUUGUCAAACUCUUAUAUGACCUA